AUAAAGACUUUCCAUAAUCUUCUGAUUACUCCAAAACUCUCCUUGUGCCAAAUAAUUUGACGGAAAUUAAACACCAAGGGCAGAAUCUGUAAAUUUUACCAUUUUGAGGGUGUUUUUAGCUAAAAGCACCUGAUCACAAAAAUCCUCUGCUAUCAUGAAAUUCCAACGAAAAGAGAAAUUCAUCGUGAUUUUUUGAAGCAUUAAAUUUUCGAUUUAAUGGCAUGUAUGUAUAGAUAAAGAUUAAGGUAUGGUUGCAUAUAAUAAACUCUCCAAAUCUCGCUCUUAGCGGAAGCUUUAUGCGCCGGCUGCCUUUCCUAUAUAUAUAUAGAUAUAGAUAAGAGUAUCAUGAUACCGGAAAAUCCACGGCCACUGCAAGCGCGUCCAUACGAGGAUCACAUGCACGCGCCGCUGCAGUCGGAGGAUGAUGAUGAAGACGGUGGCGCGUAUGAGGAUGAUGGAGAUGAAGAGACUAUGGAUGAAGCGGAGGAUGUAAGUAUGAAGGUAUUGAAUCAGCGUCAAUAUGGAGGAAGAGGAGGAGGAGGAGGAGGAGGAGUUGUGCAAGUUUGUAGAAGUAGUGAGCUUACUCUUGCUUUUGAAGGUGAAGUCUAUGUUUUCCCUGCUGUUACUCCUGAUAAGGUGCAAGCAGUGCUCUUACUAUUGGGGGGAUGUGACAUUCCUACUGCUGUGCCCACUGUUGAACUUCCAUUCGACAAGAAGGUUGAGGAUUUGCCAAAGCAAGCUAAUCCUUCGAGAAGAUUUGCCUCCUUGGUUAGGUUCCGUGAGAAGCGAAAGGAGAGAUGUUUUGACAAGAAAAUUAGAUAUAGUGUCAGGAAAGAGGUUGCUCAAAGGAUGCAUAGGAAGAAUGGUCAAUUUGCAUCUUUGAAAUCAAGUUCUGGAUCUUCUAGCUGUGAUUCAGCGAAGAGUAGCCUUGAAGGAGAUGGCACACAGCAAUCUGGCACUGUUCUUGGAAAGUGUCACCAUUGUGGGGUGAGUGAAAAUUGUACGCCAGCGAUGCGUCGUGGGCCAGAUGGACCAAGAACACUCUGCAAUGCAUGUGGACUUAAGUGGGCAAACAAGGGAACAUUGAGAGAUCUAAGCAAGGCAGCGAGGAAAAUUUCUGUUGAACCAAAUGAACUGGGAACUCCUGACAACCCCGUUAAGGCAUCUGCUGAAGGAUCUCUUGAUCAUAGUGCUGAUGUGGAAAAGAAAACUAUAGUUGAUUUUGGAAAUGCUUCCAAAACGGAGCUCGACAUUCCUACAAAAUUUGAUUAGUUGACUGCCUGUAAAUUGUUGUAACAUACCCGAUUGAUUCCGGAGAGACACUGCUAUUUCAAGCUGUCCCUCUUCAAAUUUGGAAUGGCUGUUGUUGAUGCGACAGUAAGCUUUGAUGCCUGUAAAUGAGAAGUAAAGAUUAUUGGUGCCUAACCAACCCAUACGAAGUGUGAUUGAUCGCAUCCUGUACAUAGCGAGCUAGUCGAAUUCUACACCUUUUUUGUUGUAUAUAUGAUGGUUUUACUGUGUGUAUACUUUUAACAGCUUGCUUAUACUGAUAAGGUGUCUUUGAUUUUC
Capsicum annuum is the source of this 1569-nucleotide messenger RNA. Its product is annotated as GATA transcription factor 19. The record is from RefSeq and is a predicted model, not a curated record. Gene Ontology annotation, biological process: regulation of DNA-templated transcription. Gene Ontology annotation, molecular function: zinc ion binding; sequence-specific DNA binding; protein binding. The coding region runs from base 346 to 1272 and encodes 308 amino acids. Lineage: Eukaryota; Viridiplantae; Streptophyta; Magnoliopsida; Solanales; Solanaceae. The transcript is spliced from 9 exons.